Ixodes scapularis (black-legged tick) is the source of this 831-nucleotide messenger RNA. RefSeq lists its product as uncharacterized. NCBI's taxonomy places the organism in Eukaryota, Metazoa, Arthropoda, Arachnida, Ixodida, Ixodidae. Gene Ontology annotation, biological process: transmembrane transport. The transcript has a single exon. The coding region runs from base 1 to 831 and encodes 276 amino acids. Gene Ontology annotation, molecular function: monocarboxylic acid transmembrane transporter activity. The record is from RefSeq and is a predicted model, not a curated record.
AUGAUGUACUUUGACCAGUACAGGGGCAUUGCCAGUGGAAUCAUUUUCGCAGGAUUCUCCUUGUCAUCCUUAAUCUUUGCGCGAGUACUCGUAAUAAUCCAAGAAGUGUAUGGCUUUCGGAGUAUCUUUUUGUUAUGUGGGGCCAUUAUGAUGAACUCUACUGCGCUCGUCAUUCCAUUAAAAGAACCUCAAUGGAAGAAACCUAAAGAAACUUUUUAUAAGCAUCAAGAUUGUCCUCAAAUCAGUUGGAUUGAUACAAACAUCAAGCAGGAAAGCUCCUUUCCCCAUAGACAUUCAUUUUCUGAACCUCCAAGUUCAUUCAAACACGUGACUGCGAGGAAGUCAAUGAGGCUGUUUCGAAAACCCUUAUUUUAUGUGAUCAUCGUAUACUCGGUCCUUGGAGAUUAUACUAGACUCACCUUUCAAACAACCAUCGUUGACUACGUUAUGGACAAAGGUUUUUCUCUUACUGCGGCGGAAUCACUAGUGAUAUAUUACUCUAUAACCGAGUUGCUUGGACGCGUGGUCAUUUCUAUCAUUGCAGAUCGAAAAGUGGUAAAUCGCAGCACUCUAGUGGCGAUAACCCUUUGUAUGUUGGCCUGCGCAGUGCUGCUUCUACCUCACGCCAGUUCGUUUUCAUGCGUCCACGUUGCGUGCCUUUGCACAGCAAUGUUUAGCGCGUUCAUCACUUCAAUGAAAUCUGUCCUCAUGGCUGACUACCUUGGUGUCGACGCAAUAUCUCCAUGCUGGGCUAUCGUGGGGCUGGCUUGUCUGCCUCUUUGGUGCUGCAACUCCAUGAUAAUAGGCAAGUGGCUUCGUUUAUUCUACUAG